This is a messenger RNA of Histoplasma capsulatum G186AR, 1077 nucleotides long. RefSeq lists its product as uncharacterized. Gene Ontology annotation, cellular component: nucleus. The transcript is spliced from 2 exons. The coding region runs from base 1 to 762 and encodes 253 amino acids. NCBI's taxonomy places the organism in Eukaryota, Fungi, Ascomycota, Eurotiomycetes, Onygenales, Ajellomycetaceae. The record is from RefSeq and is a predicted model, not a curated record.
AUGUCCUCUGGAUUUGUCAGUGGAGGUACCAUUGAGGAGCCCACCGAGCGAGACGAUGAAUGGCUGAGGGCUCAGCAAGAGCUCGAAGCGGAGCGGAGACGAAAGGUUGAAGAGAGUCAGCAGGACAAGGGGAAGAGUCUCUAUGAGAUUCUGCAGCAAAAUAAGGCUGCGAAACAGGAGGCAUUUGAGGAGUCCAUCAAGCUCAAAAACCAGUUUCGAUCGCUAGAUGAGGAUGAGGUGGAGUUUCUGGAUUCCAUUCUCGAAUCGACUAGGGCCCAAGAUGCAGCUUUGAAACGAGAAACUAGAGAGCAAUUAGAGAUUUUCCAUCGUCAACGUCAAGAAGCAGAGAAAGCUUUGAUUGGUACCGGCUCCGGCGACCUUAACAGUGGGGAGGCAACGUUGACUGCAGAUGAAGAACAAUGGACCAUUAGUGGUCGAAAAAGGAGAAGAGCCAAAGAGAAGGAUGCGAUCCCCGGCGUCAAGUUGAGGAAAAGCUCAUCUGCAGGUGUCAGCUCAAUUGCCGCUAGCAAGGAAUCACGAUUGACUUCGAACUCAGCAGAGAUGUCCAAAAGUUUACAAAACCCUGAUAUUUCUGUGAGCCCCCGGAGUGCCACGAAACCCGAAAGUACCGACAAGCCUGGAAGACCUACAGCUACAAGCGCCAAAGUUAUAGACCAUUCCAGGGAAACAAAGGAGGACGCGGUACCACAUGUCGUCUCAUCAGCCCUUGGAUUGGGUGCUUACAGUUCUGAAGAUGAUUGAUGUUCCCGAGAGAGUCUCUCCAUUUUAGCGCGUCGUCCCCAAUGGGCAAUGCGAUGUUGUUAAUCCCGUUCAGCGAUUUAAUGACUCUCACACAAACCUAAUCCUGCCCUGGCCGCCGUAUGGUACUAAUCCAGGGCUUCGUAGAAGUUCUUUUCUCAGCCGUCUUUAACCUCAUUUGCCCAAUGCUUAUAGGGCCAACGGGGCAUAAUUCCACCUUACUCUGUAUAUUGGGCAAUGUAAAUAUACCACUCAAAAACGUGCAGUCUUCGUCGUUAGCUUAGAACGUCUUCAAAACCACCUCAACGUUUCUCUCAG